AAGUGGCGGCAGCUUGGUAAAGGCCAGCGCACCUCGGCAAUUCCACCUAAAGGGAAGGAUGCUGAGGGCGAGGCUGCCCUGAGGGCCGGGCUUCCUCUAGUUUAUGACACUCGGUCUCGCGGAAAACCAUUGGCCCUGUGGGCGGGAUUACGCCUGGUGGGUGGAAACCCGCUCCUGGGAACGGAAGUACGCUCGACAAUGGCCAAGAAUAAAUUAAGAGGGCAGAAGUCCAGGAAUGUAUUUCACAUAGCCAGCCAAAAAAACUUUAAAUCCAAAAACAAAGCAAAACCAGUCACUACUAAUCUUAAAAAGAUAAACAUUGUAAAUGCUGAAAAAGUUCGUAGAAUGAAUAAUGCUUUUAUAAACAUUCAGAAGGAACUUGCAAACUUCUCAAAAAGGCUUACUCUUGAACCGCUGGAGAAAAAGUUGAAUAAUCAGCAGCGUCAUGAAAAUGAACCAGUUAAUGUUGAUGAAGCUGCAAGAUUAAUGGCUCAACUGUAGUACAAUGAAGAUUUAUCAAAUUCCCCCCAAAAAACUCAAUAAAAUAAGUAUUUUAUACAACUUUAUUUUUUAAAAUCUUGUUAA
This is a messenger RNA of Fukomys damarensis (Damara mole-rat), 585 nucleotides long. It is a transcript of the gene Rbis, whose product is annotated as ribosomal biogenesis factor. The transcript has 4 exons. Bases 199 to 501 code for a protein of 100 amino acids. The record is from RefSeq and is a predicted model, not a curated record. Gene Ontology annotation, biological process: ribosome biogenesis. NCBI's taxonomy places the organism in Eukaryota, Metazoa, Chordata, Mammalia, Rodentia, Bathyergidae. Gene Ontology annotation, cellular component: nucleolus.